Messenger RNA from Penicillium digitatum Pd1, 828 nucleotides. The record is from RefSeq and is a predicted model, not a curated record. Lineage: Eukaryota; Fungi; Ascomycota; Eurotiomycetes; Eurotiales; Aspergillaceae.
AUGUUCAUCAGCGAGCCUCGGCGAUCUUUGGAUAAUGCCUUUGAUCCGGAGGAACUGACUCAUUCUUCGCUUCCGGCGGAUGAUGGGAUGGGAGUUCUAAGAAGCAAGAUCAUUGCAAUCAGGGAAUUGCGGCUCACCAAUGCUGAAAAGGCGCGAAUGGUUCAUGGUCUAAUGACCGAAGGUUACAAUUCGGCUCGUGAGCUUCCAAGCACCACUGGCGUGGUGGUAUUCUCAACUCCAUCGAGCCUACCGAGCUUAGGGCUGCCAACAAACCCACAGACUCUCAGGGCCUCAGAGAUCAAUACUUCUAGACCGAGCUCACCAUACUCCGAAUCAGUUCCUCUAUAUGAAAGGACCUUGACUCUCACACCUGAAGAUUUGCAGCCCACUUUCGUGCCCAAGGCAGAAACAGAAUCACCAGAACUUGAAACUGGGGACGAAGACCGUGACAUAGAAGAACAAGAAGAGACUACUCUAGGAUGUGCGCAUUAUCAGCGCAAUGUGAAACUCGAGUGCUACAGUUGCAAAAAAUGGUAUACCUGCCGCUUUUGCCAUGACGCAGUGGAAAGCCACCCUCUCGUUCGUCGAGACACCGAACACAUGCUUUGUAUGCUAUGUGGGCAUGCACAGCCUGCAGCGCAGAACUGCAGACAGUGCAACGAGCAAACUGCACAGUAUUAUUGCGAGAUUUGCAAGCUCUGGGAUAACGACAGCAAAAAGAGCAUCUAUCAUUGCAACGAUUGUGGUAUCUGUCGAAUUGGGCAGGGACUAGGAAAGGAUUUUUUCCAUUGCCAGGUAAUGGCUCCGACAUGGGUUAGACGAUGCUGA